Messenger RNA from Dacryopinax primogenitus, 603 nucleotides. RefSeq lists its product as uncharacterized. Bases 1 to 603 code for a protein of 200 amino acids. NCBI's taxonomy places the organism in Eukaryota, Fungi, Basidiomycota, Dacrymycetes, Dacrymycetales, Dacrymycetaceae. The record is from RefSeq and is a predicted model, not a curated record. The transcript is spliced from 5 exons.
AUGUUCUCCCUCGUGACGUCCUUGUCAUGGCCAGUCCUGCUGGGAACCGGCGUUCUGCUCCUGGUAGUGGAACGUGCUGUUGGGUACUGGCGUUCACUGGCGGCAGUCUCCUACCUCCCCGGCCUGCGCUAUCUUUUCACAACGAUGUCCAUCAGCGGAGCCCUGUUUCCUGCCAGCCGAUACACGCCCGGUCCAGGAGGGUACCCCUUCUGGGCCAACCGUCGAACGGUGUACAAAAACAGCAAGGCCGAAAUCGCUUCCCAAGUCGGGUGGCUCGGAGGCGCACCCCUGCUGAUGACCAACUCCCCUCAUGUAAUGAAGCAGAUCCUUGGCAACAAAACCGUAUGGGACAAGGACGAAUUGACCAUUGGCGGUAUUGCGUAUCAAGAAGUUUGGAGCGAAACUGCUAAAACCUACUACGAUUGCCUGAUUUGGGAUAAGGAGAGGAGCUUCAUUAUGCCCGAUGUGCCGGCAAUUACGGGCAAGUUUGCCCUCUAUCUUUUUGCCAAAAGUGGCUUUGGUAUAGAUCUAGCAUGGAAUGAGUCUGUUGGAGAGAAGGUCAACGGCUUGACGAUGCCAGACUGCUUUCAAGUAACAAGCUAA